Aureobasidium melanogenum CBS 110374 is the source of this 801-nucleotide messenger RNA. Its product is annotated as proteasome endopeptidase complex, beta subunit. Bases 1 to 801 code for a protein of 266 amino acids. NCBI's taxonomy places the organism in Eukaryota, Fungi, Ascomycota, Dothideomycetes, Dothideales, Saccotheciaceae. The transcript is spliced from 3 exons. The record is from RefSeq and is a predicted model, not a curated record. Gene Ontology annotation, cellular component: proteasome core complex.
AUGAACCACUUCCCUCACGGCUGGGGCAGACCUAGAGACGAUGUCUACGGCGCUUACGACUACUCGCACUUUGGCAACCAAGAUCACGCAGGUCCUAUCCAACAUACUCAGUCACCCAUCGUCACCGGUACCUCUGUCAUCGGCAUCAAGUACAAGGACGGUGUUGUCAUCGCCGCCGACAACUUAGCUUCAUACGGUUCCCUUGCCCGCUUCACCGAUGUCAAGCGUCUGCGCGUCUUCAACAAACAAUCCGUCGUUGGCUUUGGUGGCGAUGUUUCCGACAUGCAAUACCUCGAUCGCCUUCUCGGUACCCUCAACAUCAACGAGAACUACCAAUCCUCCGACGAUGCCACCCAGCUCUCAGCAAAGAACCUGCACACAUACCUCAGCAAAGUCAUGUACAAGCGUCGCUCCGACUUCAACCCCUUGUGGAAUGCCAUCCUCGUUGCAGGUCUCGAUGACAACAAGAAGCCCUUCCUGGCCAGCGUUGAUCUUCUUGGUACCACCUUCAGUGCCCCGACACUUGCUACCGGUUUCGGUGCUCACCUCGCACAACCCGUCCUCCGCCGCGUGGUACCCGACGAAGAGGCAGCAGCCAAGUUGACUCGGGAAGAGGCCGUUGAGACCAUCAAAGAGUGUAUGAAGGUCCUCUUCUACCGCGACGCAAGGAGUAUGGAUCAAUACAGCAUCGCCGUCAUCGACGGUCAAUCAGGUGUUGAUCUCAAGGAGUCUGAGAAGCUCGAAAAGCAGAGCUGGGCAUUCGCAGAAGGCAUCAGAGGUUACGGCACCCAAACAGCAUAG